This is a messenger RNA of Cloeon dipterum, 945 nucleotides long. RefSeq lists its product as uncharacterized. The coding region runs from base 1 to 903 and encodes 300 amino acids. The transcript has 4 exons. NCBI's taxonomy places the organism in Eukaryota, Metazoa, Arthropoda, Insecta, Ephemeroptera, Baetidae. The record is from RefSeq and is a predicted model, not a curated record.
AUGCAGGGUUCAUCUGAUGCGUCCAAAGAUACCUGGACUCAGAGUGACAUCAACCAAAUUCCUAGCUCAGCCGAAGCAUUCGUUGGUGGGUAUGAUAAGGAGGAUCAGCCAAUUUUCGUUGCUCGGGCUUGGCACGAAGGCGACCUGAUUCCAGGGAAGGCUAACCCUGCGCAAGGGAAUGCGUUCAUCAGUUGGAGCGGGAAGGAAGAAAGCAAAGAUAACUUUGAAAUUUUAACUGGCAAAAAUUUCUUCUGGCAAACAUUCUACGCUUCUGAAAAAAAUGCACCUGAGGAUGCAGUAGUCGGCGGGCACACUAAUGACGGUGAGUCGCUCUAUGUUGGAAAGGUUCAUAUAGACGGAGCUAACUCGAUUGGAAAGAUUCAACUUUCUCAUGCUUCAUGCUACGUUCCUUGGGAAGGUAAGGAGUUGGCUAUGCCUUCCUGCGAAAUCCUGAUCAGGGGAAAGGAAGGUGACUGGCUGAAUGCGAAUAGCGGCGAUAUCCCUUCUUCCGCAUUUUCGGCAGGCAAUGACCACCAUGGACCCAUAUACGUUUGCAGAUCGUGGCAUGAGAGUGACCUGAUUCCUGGCAAGGCGGUGCCAGCACACAAAGUGGCCUACGUUGGCUACGACGGCAAUGAGCACAUUAAGAUUGAUUACGAAGUCCUCUGCGGCAGUGGCUACAGUUGGAUUUCUAUGAGUAGCGGAUAUGACGUGAUCCCGAAAAACGCUGUACCAGGGGGACAGGCUUCUGAUGGCGAAAUCCUGUACAUUGGACGUGUACAGCAUGAGGGUGUAGAAGUUUGCGGAAAAAUUCACCCCUCGCAUCACAGGUGCUUUAUUCCGUACGGUGGCAAAGAGGUGGCUUUUGAUAAUUAUUUUGACAUCUUGUGUUUCGAUAACUAAUUUGAAUUUUAGAAGUUUUAAUGAAAUCUUAGCACUCAUGAA